Olea europaea var. sylvestris is the source of this 739-nucleotide messenger RNA. RefSeq names its product calreticulin-3-like. Gene Ontology annotation, biological process: protein folding. The transcript has 8 exons. Gene Ontology annotation, molecular function: calcium ion binding. Lineage: Eukaryota; Viridiplantae; Streptophyta; Magnoliopsida; Lamiales; Oleaceae. Gene Ontology annotation, cellular component: endoplasmic reticulum; endoplasmic reticulum membrane. The annotation marks the transcript as partial. The record is from RefSeq and is a predicted model, not a curated record.
CCCUAUGAUUGGGAUGAAGAAGAGGAUGGAAUAUGGAAACCACCAAAAGUACCUAAUCCAGCAUAUAAGGGACCGUGGAAGCGUAAGAAAAUCAAGAAUCCUAACUAUAAAGGAAAGUGGAAGAUACCUUGGAUCGAUAAUCCAGAAUUUGAAGAUGAUCCUGAUCUUUAUGUUCUGAAGCCAAUUAAGUAUGUAGGCAUUGAAAUUUGGCAGGUAAAAGCAGGUUCUGUUUAUGACAACAUACUGAUUUGUGAUGAUCCUGACUAUGCCAAGCAAAUAGUGAAUGAAGUUUUCGCUAAUAGGGAGGCUGAAAAAGAGGCAUUUGAGGAAGCAGAGAAAGUGAGAAAAGCAAAAGAGGAAGAGGAAUCCCAAAGAGCAAGAGAGGAAGGUGAAAGGAGGAGAAGAGAAAGGGAUAAUGAUCGACGGCAUCGACACAGAGACCACUACAGAGACAGAUACAGGAAGCAUCGCCGUGAUUACUUGGACGAUGAUUAUCAUGAUGAACUUUGAGUGUGCAUCGACAUUUCUGCAAAAGUAUUUCCCACGUUGAAAUUGUUCAAAUUGGACUGUAUUUUUGUACUCAAGAAUGCUGAUGGUCUGUUUUAAUGCUUUGCAUAUUUUGCUCAUAGGAAGCCAAAUUUAUGUUCAGUUAGGAUCUGAUUUACGUACUCUAAAGCUACUAAAUGCAGUGCUUUUCUAGCUUAUAUUUUUGGUAUUGGAGAUGAUCUUUUCUUGAUGA